AUGGUCGACUACGGCGCCACCAACUCCUCUGACGUCCCUCCCGAGCCCUACGACCAGUCUUCUUCGGACAACAAGAAGACCACGGACCAGGGCGAGAAGGAUCCGGGAAAUGUGGCGAGAGGAUUGAAGGCUGCUAUUAGCAACCCUGGUGUGUCUGAGGAGGCGAAGAAGAACGCGAAGAAGAAGCUGGAGGGGUUGCAGUAA
Messenger RNA from Neurospora tetraspora, 204 nucleotides. Its product is annotated as putative conidiation-specific expression protein. Bases 1 to 204 code for a protein of 67 amino acids. Lineage: Eukaryota; Fungi; Ascomycota; Sordariomycetes; Sordariales; Sordariaceae. The record is from RefSeq and is a predicted model, not a curated record. The transcript is spliced from 2 exons.